UGUCAUCCCUGAUUUUUACACGUCGUUGAUUUGUGUCGACUGCUUAAAAAAUGGUCGUCCAAGAGGAUAAUCCGAAUACUGGGGACGUCCAGGAGAAGACGGAGAGUGCUCCAGUGGCGGCAGAGCCAGCCAAGAUCUUCACCGUGGAGAUUCUGCACAUGAUUAAGGAUGCCCAGCAGCAGCAUGGUCUGCGCCACGGCGAUUUCCAGCGGUACCGCGGAUACUGCACCCGCCGCAUCCGCCGAUUGAGGAAGGCACUGAAGUACCCGCAGGGCGACAAGCGGCACUUCAAGCGACGCGACGUGACCAUUGGCCAGCUGACGGGCAAGAAGGCGGACGAGCGCUUCAUCCACAUCCCGCUGAUCAGCGCCGAGCGCGCCUGGGCCUAUGCCAUGCAGCUGAAGCAGGAGUCGAAUACGGAGCCCCGAAAGCGCUUCCAUCUGAUCAGCAAGCUGCGCAGGGCCUGUUUCUACGCCCUCCAGCUGCAGGAGUUGUGCAAUACGGAGGCCUUCGAUGCCCGCACCAAGCUGGAGUGCGAGGCCUAUGUGGCCUGGAUGCAUGGAACCCUGCACUUUGAGCUGCAGCUAUGGAAAUCCGCUGGCGAGCACUUAAAGCGCGCCCAGGUGGUGUACGAGAAUCUGGCCAAGGCCCUGCCCGAUGAUGAACAGGAGCUGUACCGCGCCAAGGUGAACGAGUUCACACCCAAUCUGCGCUACUGCGCCUACAACAUCAGCGGUGGUGCCAGUGGCGGUAAUAUCGAUGAGAUCCUGGAGCUGCGCGCCCAGGGUGUACUCGAGAAUCUGGAUGUUCUGGUCAGUCAGACCAAGACGGAGAGCAGCGAGGGCCUGCAGACCAUCGACUGGCGCGGUCGCAAGGUCACCGUGCGUCCGGAGAAGGUGCGUCUGUUCCUGCUCAGUGCCCAGGAGUUGGACAAGUCGCUGGCCAAGACCACCAAGCUGGAUGCCAAGAUAGAGCUGAUUGAACGCAUUCUGAUGGACUGCAAGGACGCCAUCCAGGCAGUUCGCGAUGAGAUCAAGCAGGAUCCCAAGCUACGUUCGCUAACCACCGGACAGACCGUGUCGGGCGUGCAAUAUCUAUUGGCCUAUUUGAGCUACAUUCGUCACAGCCGCACACUGCAGCGUAAUCUUUGCCUAGUGGAGCAGGCCAAGCUCAACUUUGACGAUCCCAACCAGCAGUCUCAGCAAAAUGUGGGCGACGGUAAGCGAGUUCGAUCCCAGGAUCUGGCCCGCCUAUACGAGAUCAUCCUGCAAAACGUUACGGAAAUGCAGCAGAUCACCGGCUUGGAGGACGAUGCCAAGUACCAGAGCGAGGUGGAGAACCUGGCCGUCACCUUCAAGGCCUUCCGCUGCUAUUACAUUGCGCUCACACUAAUCGACAUGAAGAAGUGGAAGGAGGCGGUGGCGCUGUACGAACGCGCAUUUAACUACGCCGGCGAAGCCCUGAAGGGCAAGACCAGUCCGGAGUUCCAGCUGCAGGAUGAACUCAAGAAGGUCGUCUCCGCCAUCGAGGGCUGCAAGUUCUCCGCCCAUGCGUACAGUGUGCUGGAGGAUGACAACAGUGAGGACGCCGGAACCACCACCAAGUCGCAAAAGACCACGAAACCUCUGUAUGAGCGUCUGUCCCUAUACAAAGAGGACCAGUCGCUGCACACCAAGUCACCCAAUGUGUUUAAGCUGACCCCCGAAAUGGAGCCCAUACCCUGCAAACCGCUAUUCUUUGACCUGGCCAUGAAUUACGUGGAGCUGCCCUCGCUGGAGGACAAACUGGAGUCUCCCGGCAAAAAGGGCCCCUCGAUCACUGGCUUCGUCAAGGGAUUCCUUGGAUGGGGCGGCGGCGGCAACAAGUGAGACUGCCAACAGCCACCACGAAGCACUCUUCUGGAAUUCCACACAUCCAUGUUACACUUGUAAAGCCUUCAGAUCCAUGUCCACGCAGCGGUAUGUCCGAUGUUCUUUAUAAGUUCUUUGUUUUGGCUUUUACCCCCGCCAGAUUUGUUUUUUCUACGAAACUUUUGUAAGUUAAAAACGUGAACAAUUAUUCGGUAAUAAAGGAACCUUUAAGAGAGAGCUAUAGUUCCUCAAGGGCAAA
Drosophila subpulchrella is the source of this 2109-nucleotide messenger RNA. It is a transcript of the gene Srp68, whose product is annotated as signal recognition particle subunit SRP68. Lineage: Eukaryota; Metazoa; Arthropoda; Insecta; Diptera; Drosophilidae. Gene Ontology annotation, cellular component: signal recognition particle, endoplasmic reticulum targeting. Gene Ontology annotation, molecular function: signal recognition particle binding; 7S RNA binding; endoplasmic reticulum signal sequence receptor activity. The record is from RefSeq and is a predicted model, not a curated record. The coding region runs from base 51 to 1868 and encodes 605 amino acids. The transcript has 4 exons. Gene Ontology annotation, biological process: SRP-dependent cotranslational protein targeting to membrane.